Molecule: messenger RNA, 1804 nt
Organism: Talpa occidentalis (Iberian mole)
Lineage: Eukaryota; Metazoa; Chordata; Mammalia; Eulipotyphla; Talpidae
Gene: ATXN10
Product: ataxin 10
Exons: 12
Coding region: 1-1431 (476 amino acids)
Biological process (GO): neuron projection development
Cellular component (GO): cytosol
Source: RefSeq, a predicted model, not a curated record
AUGGCGGCGCCCAGGCCUCCGCCCGCGCGCCUGUCGGGCGUCGCGCUGCCCGCGCCCAUCCCGGACCUGGAGGCCCUGCGCGCGCUGACGGCGCUCUUCAAGGAGCCGCGCAACCGAGAGACGGCGCCCAGGACGAUCUUCCAGCGGGUCCUGGACAUCCUGAAACGGUCCUCCCACGCCGUGGAGCUGGCCUGCCGGGACCCGGCCCAGGCGGAGCACCUGGCCUCCAGCCUGCAGCUCAUCACCGAGAGCUUCCGCUGUCUGCGCAACGCCUGCAUCGAGUGCGCGGUGAACCAGAACGCCAUCAGGAGCCUGGACACCAUCUCCGUGGCCGUGGACCUGGUUCUCCUCUUCCGCGAGCUGCGCGUGGAGCAGGACUCCCUCCUGACAGCCUUCCGCUGCGGCCUGCAGUUCCUGGGCAACGCGGCCUCCCGGAAUGCCGAGUCCCAGGCUGUCGUCUGGAUGCACGCCUUCCCGGAGCUCUUCCUGUCGUGCUUGAAUCAUCCCGACAAAAAGAUCGUGGCCUACUCCUCGAUGGUGCUGUUCACCACCCUGAAUUCUGAGCGGAUGAAAGACCUGGAAGAAAACCUCAACAUCGCGAUCGACGUCGUAGCCGCCCACCAAAGGCAGCCCGAGUCCGAGUGGCCGUUCUUGAUCAUCACCGACCAUUUUCUGAAAAGCCCGGAGCUGGUGAAAGCCAUGUACGCCAAAAUGAGCAAUCAAGAAAGGGUGGCACUGCUGGACCUCACCAUCUCCAGGAUGGCGGGUGACGAGCCGCUGACCAAGGACGACGUCCCUGCCUUCCUGAGCCACGCGCAGCUGAUCGCGAGCACAUUCGUGGACCAGUGCAGGGUUGUGCUGAAGCUGACCUCUGAGCAGCACACGGAGGACGAGGAGGCUCUGGCCACCAUCAGGCUUCUGGACGUCCUUUGCGAAAUGACGGCCCACGCAGACCUGCUCAGCGGCCUACAGGCCUUCCCCGGCCUGCUGGAAAGAGUGAUCGAUCUUCUGCGGCUGAUCCACGUCGCUGGCCACGACACCACGAACAUCUUCAGCACCGCGGGCUGCGUCACGGGGGACGGCAACGUGUCCAACAUGGUCGAGGGGUUCAAGUCUCAUCUCAUUCGUCUGAUUGGAAAUCUGUGUUACAAGAAUAAAGAAAACCAAGACAAGGUGAACGAGCUGGACGGCAUCCCCUUGAUCCUGGACGGCUGCAGCGUGGACGACAGCAACCCCUUUCUGACCCAGUGGGUGGUGUACGCCAUCCGGAACCUGACGGAAGACAACAGCCGCAACCAGGACUUGAUCGCCAAGAUGGAGGAGCAGGGCCUGGCAGACACAUCCCUGCUUAAAAAGAUGGGGUUUGAAGUGGAGAAGAGGGGUGACAAGCUGAUUCUGAGAUCCACCAGCGACAAGCCUCCGCAGGAGUGAGCUCUCCAGACACCGGAUCUUCGCCUCCUGCCUGCGGAGUUUGUCCUUCUGUGGCCGUGACGUCGCCCGUGUCCGGAGAGUCCCCAGUCGGAUUCGGGAACAUGUGAAUCUCUUAGAUGAUAGAUGACCGCGCGUGUAGAAGCUUAAAUGUGCCCGUACAUGAGCGUCCCGGCUUUUUCGUUUUUGUUUUUUGCUUUAAAAGUGUAGCCGUCGGGUUUGCCUUUGUCCCUGAGGGCUCGUGUGCACCUGAGUGGUUUCUUGUGCUGACCUGUGGCGGCAAAUAAUAAACUCGCCUCACUGAGGGCGCCUCCCGGCUCGGGAAGACCUCGGGCUCCGUUCCUGCCUCGCCCUUUCAUUUUCCUCUCUCGGCAGG